Messenger RNA from Tetranychus urticae (two-spotted spider mite), 1955 nucleotides. RefSeq names its product fatty acyl-CoA reductase 1. Lineage: Eukaryota; Metazoa; Arthropoda; Arachnida; Trombidiformes; Tetranychidae. Gene Ontology annotation, molecular function: alcohol-forming very long-chain fatty acyl-CoA reductase (NADP+) activity. Gene Ontology annotation, cellular component: peroxisome. Gene Ontology annotation, biological process: long-chain fatty-acyl-CoA metabolic process. The record is from RefSeq and is a predicted model, not a curated record.
UUUUACACUUUCUCUCUCUCUCUUUCUCUAUUAGUUUGUGUCUCUCUGUCUCACUGUCUUCCUCUCCCCUUGAUCGUUUCGUUACCUGUUUUGGUAGUUUUAGGUUAUGGCUAGAGUCCAGUCGAUUCUUAGUUUACCUGAGUAACAGUUAAACUUUUCUAUUUUAUAUUUACUGACUAUAACAAUUCUUUUAACCAUUUUAACACUGUUUGUUUUUAGUUUCAUCAAAUUUCCUAAUUUUUCUCAUACACUGCGUUUUUGUUUUCAUUUGAGCCUAAUUUUUUAAGUUUACCUAAUUUUUGUUCGAAAUCUACUUAAACAAAUAUUAAAAAUAUCAUGGAAACUCAGCAUAUCGACUCGCCAAUCACUUCAUUUUAUCGAAACAAAUCAGUCUUUGUGACCGGAGCAACUGGCUUUCUUGGAAAGGUUUUGGUUGAAAAACUCGUCCGAUCGUGUGAGGUAAAACAUAUUUAUAUAUUACUUCGUUCAAAGCGAGGUAAGAGCGUUGAAAGACGGCUUGAGGAAUUUAUCCAGAAUGAUGUUUUCAGUGCCUGUGAUCCAAUCAAAUUGUCAUCAACUAUAAUUGCCUUGGACGGUGAUUUAACACAAGAAGGAUUAGGACUUUCAUCGUCUGACCGUCAGAAAAUUAUCGAUGAAGUUUCCAUUGUUUUCCAUUCAGCAGCAUCAGUUCGAUUUGACGAUCCUCUCAAAGACUGUUUGACCACCAAUGUAAAGGCCACUAAAUGGGUUUUGGAGCUUUGUCAGGACAUUGCAAACCUUGAAGUGUUUGUCCAUGUAUCAACAGCUUACGCCUAUUGUCAGAAACCAAUAAGCGGAGAGGUUAUUUAUCCGAUGCAAGUGAACGUCGAUGAAAUGUUGGAGGCAAGCGAAACAAUGGAUAAUGAAACUUUUGAGAAGAUGUACUCCAAAUAUUUUGAAGAUCGUCCCAAUACAUAUACAUUUACCAAAGCACUAGCUGAACAAUACCUGAAAAAUCAUGGAAAAGGGAUAACAAUUGGUAUUGCUAGACCUUCAAUAAUAACAGCAACUUGGAAAGAGCCAGUUCCUGGCUGGGGAGAUACUGUUAAUGGUCCAAGUGGAGCUUGUCUUCUUGGUUCUUUGGGUAUUGCCAGGACCAUGUACUUUAAACCCAACUGUAUCUCUGAUUUGAUUCCAGCGGACACUGUGGUUAAUGGUCUCAUCGCCAUUGGUUGGUACAUGGCAAACACCCAUGCUGGUCAAUCAAAUGGUGAAAAAAUGAAAGUCUUCAACCUGACCUCCGGUGAAACGAAUCCAGUUACAUGGGAACAAUUUUUAAGCUAUGGUAGGGAAGCUGCUGUGGAAUCACCGUCUCUCCAAAUGUUAAGACCACCAGUUAAAGUGAUGCAGGGUAAUCAUGUUUCCCGGUUUGAUCAUCUCAUAACCAAAUAUUUCUCGGAACUUCUCUUUGCUUAUCUCAUCGAUUGCAUCCUUUUUAUCCUUGGCCAACAAAGAAGAUUGGUUCGUUUGGUGGGUAAAAUGCAUUCAGGUUUUGAAUUGUUGACUUAUUUUGCCCGACGCCAAUGGAGCUUUCCUUGUGACAACUUCAAUCAACUGUCUGAUAGCCUGACUGAAGAGGACAAGUUAAAAUUCAAUAUCGAUAUAAGUACCAUCAACUGGCGCAAUUAUACUCAUAGAUUGUAUUUAGGAAUAAGAAAAUAUCUUCUCAAAGAGGAAGACUCAACCAUUCCAGAAGCUAAGAAACGGAUGACAUGGAUUUACAUUGGUUAUUAUUUAGUUCAAUUCAGCUUCUUAUCAAUCAUCAUGUACAUAUUUUGUAAACCUCUAUUCAGGCUGUUUCUUCAUUGAGAUCUUUUUGUAAUCAUUUUACCUUCUUUAUAUUGUUCAGCUGAUCGUUGAAACUUAUAACUAUGAUUUUUAUUAUUAAAUAUCAUCUUUAAAUGGUUUUCCAUUCA